Aphidius gifuensis is the source of this 2656-nucleotide messenger RNA. It is a transcript of the gene Mtl, whose product is annotated as ras-related C3 botulinum toxin substrate 1. Lineage: Eukaryota; Metazoa; Arthropoda; Insecta; Hymenoptera; Braconidae. The transcript has 5 exons. Gene Ontology annotation, molecular function: GTP binding; GTPase activity. Gene Ontology annotation, biological process: small GTPase-mediated signal transduction. The coding region runs from base 540 to 1238 and encodes 232 amino acids. The record is from RefSeq and is a predicted model, not a curated record.
CUGUCAGAGUGGUCAGAAUAAAAAUGGAAUAAAAAAUAAUAUAACGUAAAUGUAUUGAGUUUAUUUUUAUAUAUAUAUGUGCAAAAAAAAAAAAUAAUCUUAGAUAUUUGGGGUACGUUCAUUUGAAAUAAUAAUAAAAAAUAAAUAAAAUAUAUCAACGACACACACAAAACUAACAUGGCGAUGAAACACACAAAUUGCAUGUGAUAUUUUUUACAUCUUGCAAAUAAAAUAUUAAAAUAAUAAAUAAUAAAGUUAUUUAUAAUUAAAUUGUUAUCGUCAAGUGAUUAACAUAUUGUUGUUGUUUAUAAAAAAAAAAUUAUUGUUAUUUAUUUUGAUUUUGUGUGUGUGAAAUUAUUCGCCGACAAUUGUAAACAGUUUCGAAACCGGAGGGUCUCAUUUCGAAAUUUCUAAUAAACAAAAAAAAACAAAAUAAUUAACAAUACAAUUGUUUAAAGUGUAAAUAAUAGUUUAUUAUUUUGUUUAUAUUUUUUUUUAUUCCAUUGUUGGAAUAAUAACCUGAAAUUUCCAUACAAGGUAUGUUUCAGGUGUGGAGUAAUAAUCGCUAUCCUCGAAAUAAUAGUUGCCAGGCCAGAUUUCACACAUUUAAAACAGUUCGUGAUACAAGUCAAGAACAAACAACUGAAACAAUGAGUUCUGGAAGACCAAUAAAGUGUGUUGUUGUUGGUGAUGGUACAGUUGGUAAAACUUGUAUGUUGAUAUCAUAUACAACUGAUAGUUUUCCUGGUGAAUAUGUGCCUACAGUAUUUGAUAAUUAUUCAGCACCAAUGGUUGUCGAUGGUAUACCAGUUAGUUUAGGUCUUUGGGAUACAGCUGGACAAGAAGAUUAUGAUAGAUUACGUCCAUUAUCAUAUCCACAAACAGAUGUAUUUUUAAUUUGUUUUUCUGUAACAAGUCCAUCAUCAUUUGAAAAUGUUACAAGUAAAUGGUAUCCAGAAAUAAAACAUCAUUGUCCAGAUGCACCAAUGAUACUUGUUGGUACUAAAAUUGAUUUACGAGAUGAUAGAGAAACAUUAACAGCAUUAGCUGAACAAGGAUUAAGUGCUAUUAAACGUGAACAAGGACAAAAAUUAGCAAAUAAAAUACGUGCUGUUAAAUACAUGGAAUGUUCAGCUUUAACGCAACGUGGAUUAAAACAAGUUUUUGAUGAAGCUGUUCGUGCUGUUUUACGACCUGAACCACAAAAACGUAGACAACGACGAUGCAUUCUACUAUAAGGUACAUGAUUUUAUAAACAAAAAAAAAAAAAACAAAUACACAAUGAAAAUCAAUUCAACAUAAAUUUCAAUUAAGGCAUACAAUUAUAGAAAAUAUAAAUAUAUAGACAAAAAAAUAAAAAUCAUUUAUAAUUGCCAUUUAAAGAACUGUAAUUACGUUUACUGAUAAAAAAAUAAUAAUAAUAUUAAUAAAACAUCAUGAAUUAUUUAAUGAUAUUAGCACCGUGAUUAUCAUAGUUCAAAAAAAAAAUUUUAAUUGGCAUAUAAUUUUUUUUUCUAUAUGAUUUUCUUUUUUUUUUUUGCCAAAUAGAAUCUCAAUUUUUUUAUAGUAAUAAUUGCUAUAAUUAAUUAAAAAAAUAAACAUAAUUAUUGAGUAAAUUAAGUCAUUGAAAGUUUAGAUGAAUAUAGGAUCAGUUGAGUUCAAUAGAAAAAUAUAAAUUAAUAAUUAAUAACAAGCACAUGAACCGACUGAACUUGAAACAGUUGUCAAUUUAAUAAAAAGCUCCAUUUUUUUAUUGACUAUAUUUUGUCUUUUUUAUCAUUUCGUAUACAACGAUUGUAGUAAUUUUUGAAACAAUUAACUUUUAUAAUAAUUUAACAAUGGCCAUUAAUUAUGUGCGUCGGAUAAACAGUUUUAAUUUUUGUUUAUCUGUAAAAUGUGCCAUUUAAAAAAUUUUUAUAAAUUUGGCCAAUAUCCAACGUACAUUAAUAAUUAUUUUAUUGAAUUUAAUACCAGUUAUAAGAAGACUGUAUUCGUGUGAGCAUAACUGCCAUAUGUACAUUAGUAGAUAAAAUUUAAAAAAGACGAGUUUUUUUUUUUUUUUUAAAUAUAAUAGUUAUGGUUUUAAUUCCUAGCUAAAAAUAAAAGGAUAUUGAAAAAAAAAAAAGAAAAAAAUUACCUCGAAAAGUUGAAGAAUUUUUCUAUUUUAAUUGACGCACGCGAAUUUAAAAUAUAGUGGUUGCUUUGAAUGGUUACUAAUCCAAAUAUAUAUAUAUAAAUCUUGAUAUUUUUAUCGGGAUAAUAUGAAAUAUAUAAAAUCAAAAAGAAAAAUAGAAUUAAUAAAAAAAAAAAAUCAACGAUUGGCAGACGCAAGUUGGAUAAUGAGAGAGCAUUAAAGUCAACAUAAAAAAUAAAUAUAAUUUACUUAAAUAAAAAUGAAAAUAAUAACUUGAUUGAAUUAAAAAAACAACGAUUAUAAUUAAUAUAUUUAAAAUGUUUUUAUAAUUGCAUUUAAUAGUUUUUUUGUAUCUAGUAAAAUGGGAUAGGAAUUAGAAUUCCUUUUGUUUUUUUUUUUUUGUAUUUACUCAUCAUCCACUUGGUCUUCUCUAUGCAAGCUCAGGCAUUACAAGUACAUAAAUAUUGUAAUGAUUUAAAGAAUGAAAAUAAUGAAUUUAAAAAGAAAAAAAAAAUGAUAAUU